AUGGGGGCGGAGAACAGAAAAAGCUCUCCCUGUGGGACUCUGGUUGAAAGUAGGGCUGUUGGAGUUUGUCUCUGUGGGCAAAUGUGGAAAGAAACAGAGACGGAAGACAAAAAACAUCGACUGGACCAAAAAGAAAUGAAAAGGAUUAACAGAUGAGGAAGAUCGACAAAACAGCGCUUUCAACGAAGCUGAACUGAACCCAGGGGCGAGAGAAAGGAAAAGAAGAGCUGCAGAGACUUGUCUAUACAACAGGAAGGGGGGGGGAGAUGACUGAGCAGGCUUUGACUUCUACCUCCAAUAGUUGAGAGGAAACAGUGAUGACGAUUCCCAGACAAGAAAAUGAAGUGAUUUGAAGAAAAGUGUUAGAAAACAGCUGAGAACUGCUGGGAAAGAUUACAUAUGAGGCAGCAAACACAGAAAAGACAAAGAAAUCUGGAAUCAUAGCAGCCGUGGCGGACAGCAGAUAGAGUGAAGGAGAGGAGAAACAGAAGGAGAGAGGGGCUAACGGGUAAGGAAGGUAUGAGGGGACAGAUCUUGAAGCCCCUCCUCUCUUUGAUGAUCACUGUCCUCCUGCUGGCAAGCCUGCUGACCACUUUCAUCUGGUACACGCUAGAGAACAAUAAUGUGCAACCUAAGCGGUCACUUCCUCAGAAGAAAACUGCUCCUCAAACAUCUGCUUUAUGCAAAGACUGUAGAGAAAAAAUAAACAAAGUCUUAGAACAGUACUCAGAAGCCUGGAAGAAACAAGAAGAGCAUUACCAAAAGUUCAGGUGUAUUUUAUGUUGCACUGAGUCAUCAGACUACUUGUGGCUCCCCAGAUCACAGCUGAACACAAAGUGCCAUGGUUUAGAGAAGGCUACAAUUACCCAGUCAAACACUCCAGUGGGAACAAAGCUUGUUUAUGAUGGAGAGAAGAAGAGAACCCUUCAAGUGAACCCAGAGAUUUUCAGCACCUUUUUUAAAGGGCAUCCGUUCCCAAAUAAAACCUGGCAUACAUGUGCUGUUGUCGGGAAUGGUGGGAUCCUAGCAAACAGUAGCUGUGGCAAAAUGAUUGAUUCAGCUGAAUUUGUUAUCAGGUGCAAUCUGCCCCCUUUGUCAAAUGGGUACGAGAAACAUGUUGGCAUCAAGACGGACCUGGUGACAGCAAAUCCAAGCAUCUUCAUGGAAAAGUUUGGGGCUCUAAUGGGACGUCGACGUAAGUUUGUGGAAAGUCUGCGCAGCUAUGGCGACUCCUUGCUGCUUCUUCCUGCCUUCUCCUUUGGCCACAACACUCCUGUAUCUCUCCGAGCUUUUUACACACUUGAGGACUUUGAAAGCCCCGUUCGACCUAUCUUCUUCAACCCGGGGUACCUCCAUAACCUGGCCCUCUUCUGGCGCUCUCAGGGCCUGAGAACGAUACGACUCAGCACCGGUAUCAUAAUGACAAGCCUAGCUCUGGAACUCUGUGACAACGUACAGCUGUAUGGAUUCUGGCCCUUCGAUUUUCACCCAUACAGCUUUCAAACUCUGACUAACCACUAUUAUGAUGACAGAAAAACCAAAACCAAGUUCCAUGCCAUGCCAGAUGAGUUUAACCACUUGUUGCGGUUGCACAGUCAGGGUGUUCUCAAGUUACACCUUGGAGAUUGCAAAGCAGAGCCAAAUUAGACUCCUCAGGCAAAGAGCCAAGUGCCUUCUCAAUUGCCUCAGGUGAACCCAACCAUCAAGACUUUCUUUUAAUCACAAGACUGUAUGGACUGUAUAGACUGACUAACUCCACAGACCAGGCCCUAUCUGCAUCCACAAAACUUGUACUGAGAUCAAAAUGCAACAAAAAGAGGACAAUAACUAGUAUGAAUUUCAUCUUGUUUCACAACUUUAUCUGUUUUGUUCAGGUUGAUGUCUGGAAGAGACUAUGUGCCUUUGUGAGGCCAUUAUUGUUUAGUGCCACUGCCUUAUGUUACAUUGUUAGUGAUGCGUUUUGAGUCAGGGUUACUAUGUUUUAAUGGAAAUCAAAUAUCUCCUUUAGAAGAAUAUUGUAACUAAAUAAAAACACCAGCAAAAUGAAUGUAAUAGGUAUUUUAAUACAUUUAACCACUUUGAAAGGUAAUUUGUUUUAAAUUAACAACAUGAAUGUGUUGGUACAGAACACUUUUUUCACUAUGGCAGACUUAAAAUGAAAGAUUAUGCCUGUCCUGCCUUAAACAUAAAGAUCAUAAUAGAUAAAAAGAAAAUGAAAAUACAAAUUGCACAAUUCUUUACAGAAAUUAUAACACAGCUUAGGUGCUUUUGGAUACAUUUUGAUCCAAAACACCUAAGUUGUUCAGUUACAAGUCUAGAAGAAAUAUUUCCUGCCACUUUGAGGCAGGAAAGUGUUGCAGCAGUUCAGUUGUUCUUUAUCUGUUUAUUGCCGAUAUUUCCCUAUGUAGCAGCUCAACGCAGCUGCUGUAAUUUCUGAUUGUUCAAUAAAAUCAAAAACUGGACUAACUGCCCCGUUCGUUCAUUGAACAUCGCACAAUUUUGUUCAUCAAAUAGAACAAAAUUAUUUCACAAAAUAUUUUUAAAAACUCUGGCUCCUACACCAGUAAUUAUGUAAAAUGUCAUUAAUUGUCCAAUGUCAAGAUAAAUGUGGCCAGACUUCUGGUAACAGACUCAAAUGCACUUCUAUCAUUACCCUAAAAUUAAACCAGAUGUUACAUGUUUUAGGUCAAACAAGUAAUCAUUACAGAGCAAAGACACAUCUGACUUGAA
Gambusia affinis (western mosquitofish) is the source of this 2730-nucleotide messenger RNA. Its product is annotated as alpha-2,8-sialyltransferase 8F-like. The transcript is spliced from 7 exons. Gene Ontology annotation, biological process: N-glycan processing; oligosaccharide metabolic process. The coding region runs from base 520 to 1647 and encodes 375 amino acids. The record is from RefSeq and is a predicted model, not a curated record. Gene Ontology annotation, molecular function: alpha-N-acetylneuraminate alpha-2,8-sialyltransferase activity. Lineage: Eukaryota; Metazoa; Chordata; Actinopteri; Cyprinodontiformes; Poeciliidae.